Molecule: messenger RNA, 3429 nt
Organism: Symbiodinium pilosum
Lineage: Eukaryota; Dinophyceae; Suessiales; Symbiodiniaceae
Source: the annotation of a GenBank genome assembly
GUUGUGAGCAGCCUUGGCCCGCAGAUCCGCCGCCUACUUUGUGUGUGCGUGUUGAUGGGUUGGUCACAUUGCCCCUUCUCAGCAAUCAACUUUGCACAGGCCCGCCUAACUGUGGAUGUGGGUUUCAUGCUUAGCCGGCAAGAGGCCAACAAAUCCACCAUGCGCAAUUCAGUUCAAUACGUCAUGGCGGAUUCAUCUGUGCAGGGUGAUGCUGUGUCCCUGGCUGAUUUUGCUAAGAGCGUGUUUUCGUUCACGACUGACCAGGGGCCUUUUGAGGUCAUAGAGGAACAUGCAUGGGCUCCGCCGCCAGAUGCGGCUGCUUUGCAUCAUGCUGCGCAGAUUGACUUGUCUGCGUCCGUUGGAAUUCCCGGCAUGCUGCUGAGGCGACACGGUUCCAGGGAACGCCUCCUGCAAACAUGCUACAAUGACCCCACCGGGAGAGUGCUGCAAGCAUCCAUUCGCAAGUUCCAUGCAAAGGUGAAUGUAGGGCGCUGGGGCAGUGUUGCUGAAUGUGUCAAGCAAUUGCUUGAACUUGAGCCAAUCCUGCGGUGGGGCUGGGACAUGUCCAAAUACGGGCAGGCCAGGCAUGAUGCGGCAGAGGGUAUAGGUGUGGAUAUACGGGUGGUUGACGGUGCAAUAACCUGCGCCAAUUUCUGGGGUUAUCUCCGAAUGCUAUCCUCCUUGACUCGUAUGGUGCAGGCAGCAUUAACUUGGUCGGAGUCAUGCAUCUGCCACGGUCAGCUGGAUUUUCGAGAGUUGCCACCAGACGUCCGGCAACAAUGGGCAAGGUGUCCACUAAGAGGUUGCAGGGCUCCAGAACUUGCAGCCGGCGAGUUCAUGACUGUUUUGCGCCAAGUCUCCAGCAGUAGCCUUGCUCAUUUCAUGACCACACUUCCACGUGACAUCGAUGCUGCAGCUAGGGCUUCCUUGCUAGAUGAGUAUCAGCGUGGUAAGUCCCACCUGUUAUUUGUGCUAUCCAUGCGUCUGCAGCAUUGGCGGGUUGCGCCUUGGUCAAUCUUCGGAUGUGCUCACUUGAACACUAGAACCUCCAAAGACUUCGUUCGCCGUAGUUUGGGGCUGGCUUCACAACACCCGCUUGUGCUUGAAUUUCAGACUGGAGAGCUGGCAGAGCAGGCUAACCAUUACUUGGCUGAAGGGAGCAACUUGAAGGAGCUUCCAUUGCUGUCGCAGUUCUUUUCAAAGCUGCUGUUUUGCCCCAUCGCAGAACGACCUGUGGAGGGCGACCAUGCUCAGGUGCACAAGAGGAUUGCUCUGGCCAGAAAUCACACGGCCGCGUAUGUGAGCAUGAUGCCGCUCAUUGAAUCCGCGGUGGACAACAACCCUUCCUUCCUGAAGGAUGCAGCAGUGACAGGACGUUCCAUGGAGGGUGGACAGCAGGAUCAGCAGGGUGGGGGGUCUGGGGGGUCAGUUGAACAACUUGAAUGUACUGAUUCCGCCAUGGUGCCUGCAGCUUCAAGUGUUGCGCCUCACGAGUCUGCAGUCACACAGCCUGUCUUGGAUGCUCUUGCGCGCCUGGAGAACGCAGAGGCAGAGGCUUUAGCUGAAGGUGUUGCCAAGGCAUUUGAUGGUGCAAUUGCCGAUGUGUUCAAAUCGCAUGUUCAGAAAAGCUUGACGACAUUGUUGGAAGAAGGCAGCGAGGGCAUCAAAAGUUCUUUGGAGGGUCAGGUUCUGUCAGCGAGAUUGACCCCGGCAGUUCUUGAGACUCUGACUUUCCUACGCGAUGACGUGGUAGGGUCUGGGAUUGAGUCAGCAGCUGGGAUAGGAACGGCCAUUGCCAGGUUGUCCCGUGGAGGUUGGACCUUUUUCCAAUUGGUUCGGAAGGGGGUUUCAGACAUUGUGACCCCUUUGAAUCUUCGGCUUGUGUUCAAUAAGUCAGACUGGGCUAUUCAGCCAAUGGCAGUUCUUGCUGGCAACAAGCAUUCUCAGACAAUGACAGUCUCCUCAGUAGACGACGCCCGUAAUGUCGUUUUGUGCCUGGAUGCCUUGCCUUUGGAAGUGUUGCUACGUUUGUACAAGUGGGAAACACAGCCUGAGCUGCAGUACUUGUUGCCGGAGGUUUCCUUGUUCGAGUCGUUGUCCAAGCCUGAUGCAGAUGCAGUGUCCAAAGCCUUGCCUGUGCUAUUGGCAGACUUGCUAGCAGAGGGUGGUUUCUUCUUGCAAGGAGGAGACUCUGACUUUAAAGUGAAGUCCAGCAUGUUGCAAGCAAUGCAGGCGCAUGAGCUUGUUUGCUGCAGCGAGGGCCGUGCUUGGCAAUUGACAGAGAGAGGGAAGAAUUCUGUCAAGAUAGGGCAAGUGGUUGGCAACUACAAACGUGUUGUGCGACCUCGUGACAUUGCUCUUGUAGACAUGGAGGUUGCUGAGUUGAUGCUUACUCUGCACACGCAAGGGUGGAGACAUGAGAUGGUCCACCCGAAAAGAUGCACUGCUGAACCUUACGUGUUUGAAACAGGCGCCAAAGUGUGGUAUCAUGAUGUUGGCAAAGAAUCUGUCAGCAAGCAAUACCUUUUGUUGCUAGCAACUGCUGAGGAGCACAAACGCCCAGUGCCUCAUUUUGCAUCGCAGCGUGUGUGUGACGAGCUGUUGGGCAAGGAGUCGGCGUCAAGGCCCCCCUUGAAGCGCAGCGGCGACAAGCUUGUGUUCUUAGAGAAUGAUGAGCUAUGGGUAGAUGAAUCCACACUUGCGCCUUUAAAGAAGAAGAGACAGGUCCGGAGUUCCAAGGCCACGAAGCAGCUUGUUUGCCCUUUGCAUGAUGAAGUGCUAGAUGGCUUUCCCGAAGCUGUCAACACCAUGGAGCCCAGUCUGGGGGCUGUGCAGGAAGAUGAUGUGAAUGAUGAUGCAGAUGGUGUUCAUGUUGAGCCUGGCAAUGAGCAAGUGCAGGAAUGUCAAUGUGAGCCAACACCGUCGCCGGCAGAGCUUUUGUCACAGCAGGCAGGUGAUGCUGCCAACAUCAGCAGUUGUGACUCUAGCAGUGACUCUAGUUCUGAGUCUUCCGCUAGCUCAAGCAGCAGUAGCAGUAGCAGUAGCAACUCAAGCGCAGCGCCAAAGGCUAAAGCUAAGGCAUCCAAGGCGGCCAGUAGCAAGCACAGGACCAGGAACAUGAGCUCCUCUGUGAUGUGGGGGGCAUGCAGGCUCACGCCCACGAAGGCAGGUUGGCAAAUAACGUGUGCCCGCCCAAAUCACAACCCGGUUGGGGCAACAGCGCUUUGCACUAAGACCCGAUCCAAUGCAAUCUCCAGUGAGGCAGAUGCGUUGAGAAUGUUGAAGUGUUGGGCUUUGUGGGGCAGGACAGCCCCCACCAAGGAUGCCCAUCGCGACGUUUGGAAGAGAGUUACCAGGGCUCUCAAAAACAACACAUUGCCCAGCAUGCAGGAUCUUGAUUCCAACCCAGUGCAAGAUUACCCAGACUAG